Salvia splendens (bonfire salvia) is the source of this 660-nucleotide messenger RNA. Its product is annotated as putative B3 domain-containing protein At3g24850. Bases 1 to 627 code for a protein of 208 amino acids. Gene Ontology annotation, molecular function: DNA binding. The transcript has a single exon. Lineage: Eukaryota; Viridiplantae; Streptophyta; Magnoliopsida; Lamiales; Lamiaceae. The record is from RefSeq and is a predicted model, not a curated record.
AUGGCGGACGAGGAAGAUACAAAACUGGAGCAAUUAGCCGAGUCAUGGCAGAUACGGUUGUGCAAAGCCGGGUUCGGAUCAUGGGACUCCGACCCUCAACGAAUCGCCAAUUUCCUCCAAAAAGAGGGAAACGAGAAGCUCUGCCUCAACAUCCCAAUCGACAUCCACCACAUCACCCGCCAGCUCCGCAUCGCAGACGCCGACAUCAAGGCCAAGUACCAAUCCCUCAUCAACGCAUCAUCGUCAUCUUCUUCCUCUUCCUCCCCUCGCCGCUUGUUCAUAAGGAGGAAGCUGCAGAAGUCGGAUAUCUGCCAUCACCAGAACCGGCUCUCAAUGCCAUGCAGCCAGGUGGACGAGGGGGCUCUGACGGCGCAGGAGAUUGAAGAACUAGGGGAGGAGAAGAAAGGGAAGGUUGCGGUGGAGGUGGUGGAUCCUGAGGGGCGGAGGUACAGGGUCAGGAUGAAGCGGACCAAGGCCGGGGGGACCAAGAGCUACAGCUACACCAUUGGGAGUCCGUGGAAUGAUAUCAAGAAGGCGAAUGGUUUCAAAGAAGGGAUGAAGUUGGAGGUUUGGGCUGUUAGAAGGGAGACUGGCCAACUCUCUUUCCAUUUCACACCUCACCCUUGAUAUUUCUUUUCUACUUACGGUUUUUUUUAUUUC